CGGCGAUCCAGUACUUUGCGACUCUAUUGUACUCUAUGGAAAAUUCCGAAAUGUUAUCAGUAUCACAGCACAGCGCAACAUUACAGAAACUAGACAGAAACAGAACAGUAAACAGUUAGGUAUGGAGCCAACAUCCUGUCUCUAAUUAGUCCCAAAAUAUCGCUAUCCAGAUUGCUGUGCAACAAGUGAGUAAGUGCUAAAAGUCAGAAUGGCGAAGAAAGUCAAUGUAAAAAUCACUAGUAACACAAAAGGAGACCGAAUGAACAUAGCCGUUCUAUUUUCCCUGUACUUGCUGCAAGGAAUUCCUCUAGGAUUGUGUGCAGCCAUCCCCAUGCUCUUACAAAAUAAGAAAGUGAGCUAUCGGCAACAGGCCCAAUUUAGUUUUGCCCUCUGGCCUUUUAGCUUGAAGUUACUGUGGGCCCCUAUUGUGGACUCUCUCUACUCAGUCAAAUUUGGUCGCAGGAAAACAUGGCUGGUUCCAGUGCAGUAUGCCCUUGGAGCACUGAUGCUGUAUUUGAGUUACUUCAUUGAUGAUUGGUUGAGCGAAUCAGAGCCAAAAAUUCAGGUUCUCACUGCCUUCUGUUUUUGUAUGAACUUUCUCGCAGCAACUCAAGAUAUCGCUGUUGAUGGCUGGGCCCUGACAAUGUUAAGGAGGGAAAAUGUAGGUUAUGCAUCAACGUGUAACAGCGUGGGUCAGACUGCUGGUUAUUUUCUUGGCUACGUAAUAUUUAUCGCUCUGGAGUCUGCUGAUUUCUGUAACUAUUGGCUGCGUAGUGUUCCAUCUGAUGAAGGCCUAGUGAAAAUCUCAGGUUUCUUAGGAUUUUGGGGACUCACAUUCCUUUUGAUAACUACAUUAGUGGCUAUUUUCAAGAAAGAGGACAGGCAUACACUUGAAGAGGAUGAUAUGAGUAUAAAAGAAACAUACUUACUGCUGCAAAAAAUAAUAAGUUUGCCCAAUGUAAAAUUACUAGCGUUUAUUCUACUAACUGCAAAGAUUGCUUACAGUGCAUCUGAUGGUGUCACAGCUUUGAAAUUAAUUGAAAAUGGGGUUCCCAAAGAAAAAUUUGCUUUGAUGGCUAUGCCUCUAGUACCUUUGCAGAUCGUCCUGCCCUUGUUCAUUGCUCGACACACCUCUGGCCCCGAACCAAUGAAUGUUUAUAUCAAAUGCAUACCGUAUAGGUUAUUUUUCAACAUUCUUGGACUUAUAGUAGUUUAUUUCACAUCAAUAGUUAUUAAGAAUAAUAUAGUUCCUGUAUAUUACUAUCCAAUGCUAGUCUUAAUGUACUGUUUUCAUCAGAUUACAUUGUACGGCAUGUUUGUUUCUGCAAUGGCCUUUUUUGCCAGAAUAUCAGAUCCAGCUGUCGGCGGGACUUACAUGACACUGCUGAAUACUUUGUGCAAUCUUGGGGGUACGUGGACCUCAACUGUCGCUUUGUGGUUUGUUGACUCUUUAACUUGGAAGUCUUGUUCCAACAAUUCGGCCAAUGACUGCAGUACUGUGACUUUGCAGGAG
Bemisia tabaci is the source of this 1513-nucleotide messenger RNA. NCBI's taxonomy places the organism in Eukaryota, Metazoa, Arthropoda, Insecta, Hemiptera, Aleyrodidae. The record is from RefSeq and is a predicted model, not a curated record.